GCGUUGGGUCCGGCGCUUCUCAUCGGCAUCGCCGCUCUGAAGAUCGAUCCCGCGACAUUGCAGCUGGAGCAGGUGAACGCUCUUAUCCUUUUCAUCGAGCUGACCCCUGGCUGCCUCGACCCCGCGGCGACGGCGAUCGGCGACCUCCUCGCCCCAGCCCCGACGCUGACGGCCAGCAUCGAAAGGGCUCACCCAGCCCUGGGCGGAAGACCGCGGCUGACGUCACUCUUCGGCCAGCGCGUCGACACACUGGAGCGGCGCAUGGACGACGUCGACAUCCUCGAGAAGGAGCUCGGGCUCAUGCGCGGCGGGGACCCUGGCCCCGCACCAGCUGGCCCGGCCUGGAAUCGCCCCAAGGGCACCACCAUCCUGCGCGUCGUCGCCCGCGGCCACGUGGCGAAGGACCAGGUCCGCGCUUCCCCCGCCGACUUGCUCGACGCAGCCACCAUCAAACAGGGCCGCGUGGAGCUCAUCGGCGACGACCUUGGCAAAAGCUUCACCCUCCAGUUUAAAGGUGCGCGUGAGUGGGCCACCAAACAGGUCGCACUCGCCCAGUCCGCCCUUCGACGUGCUGACGGGUCUUGGCGGUCAUUCUCCUGCGCCGCCCCCAGCGGCGAGGUCGCCAACCUCGCGGUUCAUGAGGAUAAGAACCAGCAUGGCCGCACCCUCGAGUUCGAGCUCCGCAAAGAACUGCGGGCGCUCACGGCCGCCACUGGGAAACGCUUUUUCGCCGACAAGCAGUCGGGCACCCUCACCCAUGACUGGACCCCCGUGGUCAAGAUCGGCGUCGGGCCCGACGGAAGCGUCGAACUUCUGUGGCCUUGGGGCGUCAUGGGUGGUGGCGCCGUGAUCUUUGUCAACGAGCUCGCAGGCCGGGUCGCCCCCGCAGUGGUGUCCCACGGCGCUCCGGUACCGGGCCGCAUCCAGCGGCUCCACCUUCGCCUGCCAUGGCCUGCCCUUGACGACGGCGGUGGCCAGGCCAAUGGUGACCAGGAGCCGCCGCGAGCACCAGAUGCCGGUGACCUUCCUGACGCUGGCGAGGCGCCCCCAACACCGGCAGCGUGCGCCCCGCCUGGGAGCGCGCGCAACCACGAGGAGCUCAUAAUCUGGAACGUUCACAACCACGGACUCAGCGCCAGCCUAUCCAAGACGGUCACCACGGACAUAAUCGCAGACGCUCGCUGGUCGCGCGAGUCCCCCCGGACUCGCGCCUGCUUUGUGGCGGGUGAUUUCAACUGGUCGGACGAGCUGCCCCUUCUGCGUGGUCAGGUUUCUGGCGAGGCGGCCCUUCCACGAGAACGUCUAUCUGGAGCCGGCCGUGCGGGGCGCCGCUGGCGUGCGAUGGCUGUGGUCUACACGGAGCUCGUCGUGGUCGGCCCGACCCACUGGGUUGCCCGCGCCAGGGCAGCCGCGCUCCAGGAGGGGGGCCAGUCCCCGCGGAUCCAGCCGCGCGCACUUAUUCCACGGCAUUACCUCGAGCACCACCUCUAUGCGGACCUGGUAGACAAGUACUUGGGCGCGGCCAAGGUCGCGAAGAUCAUCCGCAACGUCGAGAUUCGCGGGGUGCCUGACGGGGCCCAUGCGAAGGCCGUGGUCGCGCGCACGCUCGCGCGGCUCCUCCAUGGCAAUGACUUCGAGGCCGUUUCGAGGCUCUGCAAGCUCCACCCAUGGAUCUCUGAGUACGUUCGCAUCGGCCUCGCUGUCAGUCGCGCCACCCUGGUUGACCCACUUCGGUUCGCCGAGCUCCACUCCCGAUUGCAGCGCGACGAGGCGCAGCGCAAGGGGGCGGCCCUUGUUGCCGAGGAGGACCAGGAGGCCAGCUUUCGGAAAGUUGUCGCCGGGAUCCGCGCCGAGAGCCAGACAAUCGCAAACCCGGAGGGCAUCCGCGCCGACCUGUCUGACUACUGCGGCUGCGUCUUCUCGGCGAAGGCGCCGCCAGGUCCCGGCGCUCGCCGCUACCUCGACCGUGUCAACGGCGGCGCGUUAGUUGGGCAGGUGGAUCCGCCAGCGCGCCAUGACUUCACCAUGUAUGCCUACCAGCGCCCAUGCGGCUUCCCGAUGUUCGACUCCUUCAACCUCGCGACGGCGAUCUGCGCGCCCAAGGGCAUCGAUGAGCACGACAAUGGCGACCUAGUCAGCUGGGCGGCCAGCGGCGUGAGGCCCCUCAGCCCCAAGCGCGCCGGCAAUGAGAUCAUUUGCGCCGUUCUUCACUGGAAGUGGCAGGCGGUGGUCAAGCGCAUCGCCCCGCCGCGCCAGCGAGGUUUCGUCAACGGACGCAACUUCCACCAGAACGUCGUCGGCCUCGAUACCUGCGGUCGCGUCGCAGGUCUCCGCCCCUCCGCCGAGCACCCGCCCCUCAUGCUCUUCGAUUUCGCAGCGGCCUUUCCCUCUGCGGGGUGGGCAUUGCUAUUCAUGUGCCUGGGCGCGCUCCAACUCCCUGCUGGCAUGGUGAACGCCAUCGAGAUGCUGUGCCAUCGUGCUGCUGCUGUCAGCUCCCACGGUCACUGCAUCCGCUUCGCCAACUGGGCUAUUGCCCGCUCGCCCGCCGACGCCUGCACGAAGGCCGAGCUCUACGCUACCCGGGCGGUCCCGACAGUUUCAUGCGUCUCCCACUGCUACCUCUAUCGUGGGAGCUACGCGCCACGGAGGCGGCGCGUGCGCGAGGAGUCCGGGGCAACGGCAUCUGGGAAGGGGCCCCCGUGGAUCGACCACUUGGCUGAGGCCAGCUGCGGCUUCCCCAAUCGCCCCCACUUCUGCAGCCAUUCGGAUGCCCUCCUCCGCGAGAUGGCGGAACCGCGGGAGUCCGACGGCGGCGAGAAGGAAGGGCUUCAGACGUGGCUCGACCGUACUCUCACGCGGUGCUUCAUGCCAUCGACGAUCGCAGCAAAGUUUAGGGAGCGCAUCCUCAAGUGGUUUCCAAUGGCCGCAGGCGCCGCGAACUCCCACGGCUGGAACGCCCACCAGGAGCGCCUCAUGACCAUGUGGGCGCGUGACGGGGCGCUGGACACCUACCUCGGCGGCUUCGUCAUCCUCUUCCACGAGCUCCCGCUCGACGUUGCCGCGCCCUCGGCUCACGCCGAUGGCAAGGACACGAGAACUGUGGAGUACGCAGAGCAGGGCCCGAUAUUGGCAGUUCCCCGAUUGGUAGAAGAUGGCUUUGUACUGAACGAGAGCCAUGCUAUAAUGAGUUACUUGGGAGAUAAGUUCGAGUGGAAGCUGUACCCAGCGGAGGCGGGGAUCAAUGCCACGCUGAAAAUUAUCGAGCGCUGGCUGGCCACGUCCAGGUGGCUCUGCGGCGACUGCCCGACCAUUGCAGACCUCUCCUGCUAUUGCGAGAUCGGGCCGUGCCAGGACAAGUUCAUAGGCCUCUUCACCCUCAACGGGAUCAACCUUGAUUCUUACCCGCACAUUGUCAGGUGGUUGGAGGCAUGCGAGAAGCUUCCAGGGUACGACACAAGCCACGAGAUGCUUCGGAAGACGUCGCCAAAGAUCCGCAAG
This is a messenger RNA of Prorocentrum cordatum, 3498 nucleotides long. NCBI's taxonomy places the organism in Eukaryota, Dinophyceae, Prorocentrales, Prorocentraceae. The record is from the annotation of a GenBank genome assembly.